AUGGGCGGCCUAGUUGCGGCUACGGCCCAGAGCGACGAUGGGCUACACUGCGCAUUUUUCUAUGGCGGACGCGGGGGUACGCAGAUGGUCCCCGAGGUGUUUUACUCGGUAUGCUACAACAACAAGGAUGUGCCCGAGGCAAUCGCCAAGCUGCACUCGUUCCACCCUGCCAUCCUGCACGGCUUCUGUCGCCGCCGCGUCGAGUACGCCGACUACCCCGGCAUCACCGAGGACGAGGACCACCAAGUCUUUGGGUCCCAUGUCACGGGCUUGACCGAGGCCAACAUCCAGAAGCUCGACUACUUUGAAGGCUCUGCCUAUGAGCGCCGCACUGUCAAGGUCCGGCUCCUCGUCAAAGUCGGCAACGCCAAGGGCGAAGGCAACGUUGAGUGCGACGAGAAGACGGCCCAGGUCUACGUCUACCGCAACAAGAGGGAUCUCGAGGACAAGGAGUGGGACCUGGAGGAAUUCCGCCGAGAAAAGCUGAAGAAGUGGACGCGGGCUGGCUACGUCUUCGAGGGUGCGUGA
This is a messenger RNA of Lasiosphaeria miniovina, 528 nucleotides long. Its product is annotated as AIG2-like family-domain-containing protein. Bases 1 to 528 code for a protein of 175 amino acids. The record is from RefSeq and is a predicted model, not a curated record. The transcript is spliced from 2 exons. NCBI's taxonomy places the organism in Eukaryota, Fungi, Ascomycota, Sordariomycetes, Sordariales, Lasiosphaeriaceae.